UGUGUUCGAGGGUCUCUAUUCCAGUGGAGAACUCUGAAGAAAUCUGUGUGUCGAGUAAAUCCUCGCAGCAUUUUCUUUAGAUCUUUUAUCUCAGACAAGUUCUGCUGGAAAAAAGGACGUAGUGCAUCCACAUACCACACACUGCGCAGGUCGAAAUUCAAUGGGCUCAAGAUUAUCUGCCGCGAUAAUCAGUGGAUUCUCCUGAGGAUUGUUUGAACCGAGGACUAUCUGGCCAUUACAUCUGGCAGUAUGGGACCUUAAGGAAAAUUUUACGGAGUUAUUUAUAAAGGAUACGAACGAGGAAUUGGGCAUUCAUACAUAAAUUAGAUUUCGAAGAUAUCACAAGCUGCAUUUACAUGCUUCUCGAGAACAUCCGCGCGAUGCGGGUUCGCCCCGUUGUAGUUGACAUUUGAUCUUUCCAAGCAAACCAUGCGUGUAGCGUCGCUUCUAAAAUUAUACGUCAGAUCUCUUAAAUGGUAAUGGUGUGGUUAAUCGCUACCAAAAAGAUCCCUCGCUUGAAGCAAUUUUACUUGGUAUUCAUAAAAUAACCUUCAUAUCACGUGAUACGUAAAGUAUUGCUGCAAGCAACAAUAAAAUUUCAGAGCCGUAAAUGUACGUACAAAAUAAUGCGAUUGGAAUAAUUUUGCUGCAAAUCUUUCAAUUGAUCAAUGAAAUGUUAUUAAAUUUCAUUGAAGUCAUAUGAAAGUCCCAUUGAAGUCCUAUGGCGCUAAAGGUACUUAAUGAAAGCGGAAAAUAAAGUACUAUUCAUCCGUUCCUGAUCGUAUUGCGCGCGCACUUUCACGUGGCAUGUACUUGCCGUGUGUGUGUGUGUGUGCGUGGGUGUGUGUGUGUGUGUGUGUGAGACUACGUAGGCUCGAGAAUUCCAUGCUCACGAAUAGAAACGAUCGAGAGACCACGAGGAGCGUGUGCUGCGAGGUGACGUGCUGCUGGGAAGAGGACAGCUCUGUGCGUUACUUUCGCACGUGACAAUACAUCGCGCAGGAACAGCCGGACAAAUCGUCGGAGAGAGUGGAACUGCGAUCUCUUUCUUUCGGUUGACAAUCAUGGAGGAAACAAAUCUUUUGACAUGGAUUGAUUACUUCGUUAUAGCGGUUAUGCUGAGCGUAAGCGUAGGAAUUGGUAUUUAUUACAAAUUCAGCGGAGGUCGUCAAAAGACCAUGGAGGAAUAUUUCGUCGCGAAUCGAUCAAUGGGCGUUAUACCAGUUGCCAUUGGUCUGAUGGUCUCUUUCAUGUCCGCUAUUACAUUGCUCGGUGUGUCCGCCGAGAAUUACUCGUUCGGGACGCAGUUUGUCACAAUAAACAUAUCGUAUCUAAUAGGCACGCCGAUCGUGUGCUACGGAUUCCUGCCGGUAUUCUUCAAAUUGCAAGCGACCAGUGCCUACGAGUAUUUAGAAAAGCGUUUUGGAGUAAAAACUAGGAUGAUGGCUAGUUUUGUUUACUGGGUUCAACUGCUUUUGUACUCAGGAGUGGUGCUUUAUGCUCCUUCUUUAGCUUUGGAAGCGACAACUGGAAUUCCUAAGACUACGAGUAUCAUUAUUAUCGGUUGUGCCUGCGCUUUUUACUCUAGUAUAGGUGGCAUUAAGGCUGUACUGAUAACCGAUGUAUUUCAAGCUGCACUUAUGUUCUUUGCUGUAUUUGUCGUUAUCGGCAUAGCAGCGAGAGACGCAGGAGGCUUGGGACGAAUAUGGGAGAUUGCGAAGGAGGGACACCGAAUUGAGUUUGACAAUUUUUCCUUAGACCCAACGGUUCGACAUACCUGGUGGUCUCUCAUUAUCGGAGGUUUAUGUACUUUCUUAUCGCUUUAUGGAGUGAAUCAAGUGCAAAUACAACGUACGUUGACUGUAAAAAACAUAAAGGCUGCUCAAAGAACAUUAUGGUUGUCUUGGCCUUUUCUAACAAUCCUCUCAAUCACAACUUGCUUCUCAGGAUUGGCGAUAUACAGUAAAUACUACAAUUGCGAUCCAAUUCUGCAGAAAAGAAUUACUACACCAGAUAUGCUUAUGCCGCUGUACGUUAUGGACACAAUGUCCGAUAUGCCAGGCUUGCCAGGCCUCUUUAUUGCAGGUAUUUUUAGCGCUGGCCUCAGCACGAUCUCAGCGGCUUUGAAUUCCCUGGCAGCGAUAACGCUAGAGGAUUAUAUCAAACCUGUGUACAAGAAGUUCGCCGAUCACGAAAUCUCCGCCGCGAGAUCAACCACCGUCGCUAAACUGCUCGCUUUCAUAUUUGGCAUAAUUUCCAUCGCUCUAGCAUUCUUAGCUCAAUUACUCGGUGGAGUUCUUCAAGCUGGCUUGACCAUCUUUGGGGUGGUCGGCGGGCCAUUGUUAGGCGUCUUCACUCUUGGCAUGGGCACGGAAUCGGCGAUAGAGGGUGGUGCCCUUGUUGGCUCUCUAACUUCGCUCGCGUUUCUAUUCUGGAUAGCUUUCGGACAACCGCGUCCGAUACUCCCCAUUCUGCCGAGGUCCAUCGAAGGCUGUGUCACGAAUAAUUCUGCGAAUGCGACGAUUUUAGGAAAUGCUACGUCGAUACCAGUCCUGCAAAAUGUCAGCGAAAAUUCAUACCCUUAUCUGUACCGUAUCUCGUAUAUGUGGUACUGUCCCUUAGGGUUCCUAAUAACGUUCGUAGUGGGUCUAGUUGUCAGCAACUUGUUCCACUUAUGCAACAAAAAUCAAAACGACGAUUUAGAUCUUAAAUUGUUCUUCCCUUUGGUAGCGAGACGUAUACGUUACAGACGAAGUACCGACGUCGCACUCAAUGAUAUGGCGGAUUAUGUGCGGAAAACGAAGGAUUCUCUCAGCAAUGGAAAGAACGAGAAUGACAAUUACGAAGUUUUUGUCAAACUUUAACGAUCUCUUUUUUUCUUUUAACGUAGGAUAAUGGACAUUCCAUACUUAUAAAUAGAAUCUAAUUGAACAGAUAUUAAGAGUCGGUCAGAUAGUUCAAUUCGACUUUCGAUAGAUAGGAUAAUUUCAAUACAUACAGAUACAAAUGAUGCAAACGAAAAUGUAUUGCUAAUGAAUUUCGUAUUACUUUAUUGACUAGAAAAUAAUUCGUUUGCAUUGAUUUUAGUAUGGUCGUGGCUUUGAUGAAAAAUCAAAUUGGACCGUUUGCCUGAUCCGAUAAAUUUGGCCUAGAUAAAUUGUCAGAAAAAGAAUAUAUUGUUACUUCAUGGGACCUGAAUAUGGUAGCGGACAAUAUUGAAAAGAGACUUGUAGCGAAUAUUUUUUCGUUCAUGAUUUUACAGUAUAGAUAUUUCGUGCUGGAUAUUUGUGUACACAAUUUUCCACACAGUUGCAUAAUUUUAACGCUACUUCAGUUGCGUUACUUUAACACCACUUCUGAACCACUUGAAAAUUAAGUGAUCUUACCUCAAACCAGUCUUCCACUGCUGCGUUUGCACUGCCAGUUUGCACCGUCAACGGUUAGUACUUUCUGCGAGAUAUGUGCGGCGCUCUCGCGAGAAAGGGUGUGCAUUUUAGGCAUAAAUUUGGCAGUGAUCAGACAUAUCUAUGCAUAUCUCAGAGCUAAGUUUCUUUUGUGUACGUAACAUCGAAACCAUGUACGUAUGCAACUAUGUACUUGAAGGAACUCUACCUCGUAAGGAAUCUGGACAAUAUUUAAAAUUAUAGACUGCUAAAAAAAACUAGAUUUAAAUAUAUAACACAUGAAUAAUAAUAACGGCUAUAAUAAUUGAAAUUACGGCGGGAAAGAUUGAAAUACGUUGUACAAAUCAAAUUGUUUAACGUGUUUGGAUUAACAAAUAUCCGAUUUACCUGAAAAUUUUCUAUUUAUUAGAAACUUCAGUAUUUUCAUAAAAUAAUAUAUUGACGCGAUGCGUUCAUCGACGCGUAUAAAUCUUGUUGCUGUUAUCUGCAUUUAUGAAUUCUCAAAUAUCUUCUUGCAAAAAAAAU
Messenger RNA from Harpegnathos saltator (Jerdon's jumping ant), 3929 nucleotides. Its product is annotated as putative sodium-dependent multivitamin transporter. The record is from RefSeq and is a predicted model, not a curated record. Gene Ontology annotation, molecular function: symporter activity. The transcript is spliced from 11 exons. Gene Ontology annotation, cellular component: membrane. Bases 1065 to 2864 code for a protein of 599 amino acids. NCBI's taxonomy places the organism in Eukaryota, Metazoa, Arthropoda, Insecta, Hymenoptera, Formicidae. Gene Ontology annotation, biological process: transmembrane transport; sodium ion transport.